AUGCCAGUGUUAGACUUAAGGACCUCUGAGAUCGAAUCGAAAUUUCUGCAUCGCUAUUAUCUUGUUGUGUAUAAUACUGGGCAUCACAGCCUAUUUAUACAAUGUACUGAAGAAGUAAAAAGGUUAAAAUGGGCUAUUGGAUCUGUUCCUGUGACAUUGGCGUUGGCUGGUUUAUUCCUUGCAUUUAUUGAGGUCUUGCUGCUUUAUGCUACAUUGGCUGGGGUUUUUGUGCAUAUAUGCCAUGCCCCUUUUGCUGAUCAUUAA
Molecule: messenger RNA, 264 nt
Organism: Ilex paraguariensis (yerba mate)
Lineage: Eukaryota; Viridiplantae; Streptophyta; Magnoliopsida; Aquifoliales; Aquifoliaceae
Source: the annotation of a GenBank genome assembly